UUCUCUCCUCGUCGAACCUGGAGACAGGCUUGGCUGAUUGCAAGCUGGGAUGCAGUAGCGCUGGGAAUGGAUGAUGGGCGACCACUGACUGCACACAGAUGACACCAUGAACCCCGCCGCAAGCGGCGCUGCCGACUCUCGACAGGCAGACAAUAGCAACAAAAAGCAGCACCGGGCUUCAUCUCCGGGUAGAUUCAGAGACACCACGUCCAAGUCUGCCACCAAAAGCCCGACAACAGCCAAACCUGUCGCGUCAAAGCAAAGUGGGAAGACCAGCCGAGGUAGCUCUCCGGUCACGGUGCCCGGUGGCAAGGACAAACAAUCUGGGAAAGGCGCGGCAGCUGUCCACCCUAGUGGUGCUGAAAGUCCCACUUUGAAAAGGGCGGAGGCGAGCAAGAAAAUCGAACAGCGUAGUAACUCGUCGGAUGAUCCUAAUGUCUCAGAACCGAGCUCUUUAAAGGGAGAGACGAACCGUGUCGUUUCUGAUCAACCGUGUUCAUCAAAAACCUCCCAAGCAAAAGGUAAAAAUCAGAAAGCAGAGACAGCGGCAAGCAGCAGCAAACAGCAAACGACCAAGAAUACUGGAGGGUGUGGACCAGGCUUUUGGAGAGACGGAUGCUUACAGUCUGAAUUGAUACAGUAUCAUCUCAACAAAAGCUUGAAAAACGGAGGAAAGAUGCACACAAAGACGUCAACCACGGUUGCGGAACCAGAGCAGUUACCAGCACCAGCAGAGCCGAUCCCUACGCAGAACCAGGAAAUGCUGGAUGAAAUCGAGAAACUGGUGGAGGAAAAUGAGGACCUCAAGUGUGAUAUUGAAGAGAUGCGCACGGAAAUGGAUGAAAUGCGAGACACAUUUUACGAGGAGGAUGCGUGUCAGCUGCAAGACAUGAGACGCGAGCUGGAGAGAGCCAAUAAGAACUGCAGGAUCCUCCAGUACCGCUUGCGGAAGGCCGAGAGGAAGCGGCUGCGUUACGCACAGACCGGCGAAAUAGAUGGCGAUCUGCUCAGGAGCUUGGAGCAGGAUUUAAAGGUGGCGAAGGAUGUGUCUGUGAGACUGCACAAUGAGCUGGAGAAUGUGGAGGAGAAACGGACAAAAACAGAGGAGGAGAACGAGCGACUCAGGCAGCAGCUCAUCGAAGUGGAAGUCACCAAGCAGGCCUUACAGAAUGAACUGGACAAGGCCAAAGAGCUUAAACGCAAAGGGGGAAAAGAUAAACACACAGCUGAUAAGAGGACUCCACAUACACCAACAGAGGAGGAAAAUGAUGAUCUGAAGUGUCAACUGGCCUUCAUCAAGGAGGAAGCUGUACUGAUGAGAAAGAAGAUGGCGAAGAUCGACAAAGAGAAGGACCGUCUGGAGCAAGAGCUUCAGAAGUACCGCUCCUUCUACGGAGACGUGGACAGCCCUCUCCCCAAAGGGGAAGCCGGGGGACCUCCGACCACCCGCGAGUCCGAACUGAAACUGCGCCUCCGUCUGGUGGAGGAGGAGGCCAACAUCCUGGGCCGCAAGAUCGUGGAGCUGGAGGUGGAGAACCGCGGCCUGAAGGCCGAGCUGGAGAACAUGCGCGGGGAGGAGCUGGGCGCGAGCGGCCUGGCCGACCCGGUCAUGCGCGAGCAGAGCGAGGCUCUGUCCGAUCUCCGUCAGCAGCUGCAGCUGGUGGAGGACGAGGCCGAGCUUCUGCGCCGCAACCUGGCCGACAUGGAGGAGCAGAACCAGCGCGUCACCACCGAGCUCAACAAGCUCAAGUACAAGGCCGGCUCGCACGAGAGCUCCCGCCACGGGGCGUCCGGCGGAGGAGGGGCGGCGGCGUCCGCCGCGGACGCGGCCAAGAUGGAGGCUCUGCAGGAGGAGCUGAAGUCCGCCCGGCUGCAGAUCAACGAGCUGAGCGGCAAGGUGAUGCAGCUGCAGUACGAGAACCGCGUGCUGCUGUCCAACAUGCAGCGCUACGACCUCGCCUCGCACCUGGGCGUCCGCGCCAGCCCGCGGGACAGCGACGCCGACAGCGACAGCGGGCGCCGCGAGAGCGACGACGACUCGUCGCGCCUGCCACCGCACCGCAAGCGCGAGGGCCCCAUCGGCGGCGAGAGCGACUCGGAGGAGGUGCGCAACAUCCGCUGCCUCACGCCCACGCGCUCCCUCUACUCGCCCGAGAGCCGUUUUUUAGCCCGCAGCCUUAAGGACCGCCAGCAGAUGAUGGACAUCCGCUUGGAAGCAGAGAGGCUCAGCAGGACCAUCGACCGGCUCAUCGCGGACACCAGCACCAUCAUCGCUGAGGCCCGCGUUUACGUGACCAACGGAGACCUGUACGGACGCAUGGACGAGGACGACGACGGCAGCCGCAUCCGCGAACACGAGCUCCUGUACCGCAUCAAUGCCCAGAUGAAGGCCUUCAGGAAGGAGCUCCAGAACUUCAUUGACCGCCUGGAGGUGCCAAAGCCAGAGGACAGGGAAGCAGAAGAGCCUCUGUCUAUGUUCCAACCUAUUAUUUUGCUUAUCCUUAUACUUGUUUUAUUCUCCUCACUUUCCUAUGCCACCAUCUUCAAAUUAGUCUUUCUUUUCACCCUUUUCUUUAUGUGGAAUGCGUUUGGAAAUGGGUCAGGGUUGCACGGAGGUGGCAGUGGAUAUGUGGGCAAAGCACAAGGUUGGGAAUUCGUCCCGUGCUCCAGGUUGGAGAGAGAGAGGGGCAGAGGCAAAAGUCCGCUCAGGACUCUCUCGCCGUCGAUUCCCGUCGGUCAUUUUUUCGAACAGCCCUUUCCUGGACUCGGAGCGGCCGGGGCAUCCGAUUCUACUCGGGGGCAGGUCCCCCGGAAUGAGUUGCAGACUCAACACACUCGCCUGAAAAAGAAAAUUGAGGACUUAAAAAAGCGGCAUGGGCAGGACAAAGAAGAAUGGAUGAGGGAGAAGGAAGUACUUUUGAGGCAAAUGGCUGAUAUACAAGGAGGGGAAAACAGAAGGAUUUUGUUGGAUCUGAAGUCGAUUUUGGAUGAAGUUCAGCUUGAAGUGAAGAAAGAAGAAACGAAACGGAGCGAGCUGCAGUUGCAGUACAUGAAGGACCGAUGCGCCUGGGAACUAGAGCGAGCAGAGUUGAAAUGCCGUAUCGCGCAGUUGGAAGUUAAGGAGCACGGCUCUUCGGCGGAGGUGCAGACGAAGGCGAAGACUAACGAGGAGCCCGGCGGCGGCGGCGUUGGCAGCGGCACGCUUCGGCGGGAGCAGCAGGAGCAGAAGAGGCUGCUGGCCGACACGCACACGGUGGCGAUGGACCUGCGCUGCCGCCUGGAGCAUAACGAGCGCGGCUGGGUGCGCGAGCGCUCCGAACUGCUGGAGCGCUUCGACCUGGAGAGGAAGGAGUGGGAGAGCCAACUCAGGGGCAUGCAGCUGAAGAUCGAGGAGUUGUACAGCGAGGUGAAGUCCCGCCGAGAGCCGGGCGACGUCGGGCCGAACGCCGAGGCUCACAGCUCGGCCCGCCACAGCCUGCAGUCGGCCAGCACGGGCUCCAGCGUCCUCACCGACCCCUCGGACGCGCACAGCAGCAGCUUCUCCGACUCUCCGCAUCAGCACAGCCAGAGCCGCGGGGGUGGCGGAGGAGGCGACCUGUCAGGUCGCCUUAGCAACAUCCGCAGCAGCAGCAACAACAACAGCAGCAGCAGCAGCAGCAGCAACAGCAGAAGGGACGGAGGGAUACAGGCCAGGGCCCGUGGUGAGGCCAAGGCUGGCGAGCGGCGCGCGCCCACAUCCGUGGAGCGGCCGGAGAUUGACAUGGUCAUUGACACUGGCGAGCUGGAGGGCAUCUUGCAGGGCUGUCUGGGACAGAGGCUGGACAGACACGCCUCCCUGGCCGGGAAGGAUGGCCUCCUUAACCCCUUCAGCGACCUGCAGAGCAUGGAGAUCCGUUGUGGGACCGAGAAGAAAAAGAACGCUAUCGCCUUGAAUGCUGCUCUCAACGAAAUAGCCAGAGUGAGUGAAGAGUUGUGCAGCUACCAGGAUGAGAUCAGGAGGAAGUCUGAUGUGAAAAGAAGCCACGCUGAAUCGCUGUACUUUCCAGAGGACUUGGAGAGGAUGGAGAAUGAGAGGAACAAAAUGGAAAUGGAGGCAACCUUCUUCAGCCUUAACCAGUGGUGUAAGGAACUAGAGGAUAUUGAUGAACAGAGUUGGAUUACUCCUAAAGCCGCUAUCAAGGAGACAAACAUAAUAGAACCAGAAAUCAGCAUCCCCCCGAUGAAAUCACCUGAGGCCCCACCGGUUCCACCUCGUAGCACGUCCUGGUACAUGAACAGUCCCCCUCCGCUAGAACCGGAGUUCAGUGUCCCAGAGCCCCACAUGGAGAGGAAGUGUCCGAGUCCGUGUAUCCACUUGGACAGGAAGUGCAACAGCCCCUCCAUUGUGCGCAAGUUUGAGGCAAUGCUGCAGGAGAAUGAGGGGAAGAUCUUGACAGAAUCUGGGAUCAUCCCAUGUGCAGUGCCUGCUGAUUCCAAGUGCAAUAUCAGUUGCUGCCACAGCCGGUGGUCCUGCGAUGGAAGCAGGUUUGGCAGCAGCAAGUCGUCCACAUACGUGCCUGUCCAGAAAUGCCUGUCAGAGCUAAACAUACCGUCAACGGGAGUGGACUACCGCCAAGACCACAGAGCGGCCGGGACCCAAAAAGGCCCUGGGGAACAUCUCAGCCCACUGGGUCCAGAUAUCCCUGGAAAGGGGAUCCACGGGGACAUAAGGCUGCCCGCUUUAGACAUACUCCCCACCCAGGGCAGUGCCUUAGCCCCUCGCAGGAAUGUGACACUGGAGCAGAAGACCGCCGAGUUCAACCGGACUCUCUUCCAGUCCGAGAGGGGCCGUGGCUCUGGUAACAAGGACGGCCUCAACCCCACCGACGUGACCGCGAGUCCCACCCCACAGCCGCAGCCAAAGGUCAAACCCAGGGAGGUGAAAGUUGACAUUAUGCCACUGUCCCAUGACACGGAGGUCAAGCCCAAAGACGGGCCCGUAACAACAGGACGUCGCAGUGAGGUGAAAUACCCCAAGUCACACUGCGCAGAGUUGGAGCUGGAGGAGGCUGCGUUUGAGCCAUUGCAGUACCACGAGGCCACCCUGAAGCAGGUGGCUUCGGAGCUCCUGCCGCAGUACCCUGUGGUGAGAGUCAGGGACAUGAUUCACCCCUCGACCCGAAACCCACCUGAGACCAAGCCGAGGUCCGCGGUGCUGGAGCGCCCCGCAGAGGGCACGCACGAGAGAGAGGUGAACUCUUUCUCUCCUGAGCCGAGUGUGACCACCACGACACAGUUUAGUGUGACUGUGACCCCCAUCCAGUCCAGAAACAAGGUCGAGGCGCCCAGUGCUGCGUCGGCAGGGGCGGCCCAACGCCCCUCGGACGCCAGGCCCAAGCCCACGGAGAGUGCCAAGCCGGAGGUGUCCAAAACCAGGUCGCGGAUCCUGAUCGAAAACCCCUGGAAGCCCACCACCCUGGCCGCGUACCCCCGGCCCGUGGACUCCCGGUCCAAUUAUGGCGCCAUCGAGCGGAUUUUGAAGAGCUACGAGUGCUCGUCACAGACUCAGACGGUGACUGUGCCGGUACCGGCCACGCCCACGCCCACGCCCAGCCCCGGGAAGGAAGACGACCUCAUCGAGCUCAUGGACAUGCUGGACAUGGAGCAUCACGCCAGGUCCGGUCAGAGACUCACACACACAACGCAAAGACAGGCAACUACGCACAAAGAGACACAUGUGACAGUACAGAAAAGCAGAGAGUCCGGUGUGACCUCCAGGAGGAGUUUCUCCCGGCCGGCGUGCCCCGCCAACCGUCGACUCCCUUCACGUUGGGCGAGUCGCUCUCCGUCUGCGUCGUCCACAUCCUCCUCUUCCACCUCACCUUCGCCGAUUACCCAGCUGUCCGUAGUGUCCACUCAGAAGCAGACCUUCUCCUACGCCGCCUUCCACACCGAGACGGUCAUCCUCUGACUCAAACACACUGCUGAAAAACAAACAUGCAAACGAACAAAGACUGCCCAAGCACUGAGCAAGAAGCUUUCCAAAAACUCUAAAUGCACCUCUCUGCCCCCCUUCCCUGCCUACCUUUGUAUAUAAGGCCGAGCAAAAGACUGUUACUGCAACGCUAUGGAAAUGACUCCUUCAGGAGUGUCUCUGUAUCGAACUCAGCUGUCGUACCUGACAUGAUUUUUGUUUCUUUUUACAAAAACAGUUUUUAAAGAAAUUCCUGUGUAUUUUUGUUUUCUUUUAAUUCAAUUAAUGUAUGUUUCCUGUUCAUUGCAUUUACCAAAGGCUUGUAAUUACAAACAGUAAUGUUACAUCAACCUUUUUUUUUCAGUGUUGGGUUUAUUUGUGACAGACCUGCUGUGUAUUUUCCCAAUGGCUCAGUUAGACUCCAGCCCUUUGUGGGGCGCUGUGACUGUGUUUAAGACUAUCUGCAGUUUCUGUGAUCUGUGUUAAAGCCUUUUCAAUGACGCCUUCUUUUAUGAACUCUUCCCAGAUUGGUGUCCGUAAGACACAGUAAUCGAAUAGUAAUGGCCUACAUGCUCAGUAAAUAUUGUGAAACAUAUCACAAAAGUGAUGCCUUUGCAACCCUUUUAUGGUAAUAAAUAUU
Messenger RNA from Sardina pilchardus (European sardine), 6593 nucleotides. RefSeq lists its product as uncharacterized. The transcript has 14 exons. Gene Ontology annotation, biological process: regulation of autophagy. The record is from RefSeq and is a predicted model, not a curated record. NCBI's taxonomy places the organism in Eukaryota, Metazoa, Chordata, Actinopteri, Clupeiformes, Clupeidae. Bases 107 to 5950 code for a protein of 1947 amino acids.